Molecule: messenger RNA, 912 nt
Organism: Seriola dumerili (greater amberjack)
Lineage: Eukaryota; Metazoa; Chordata; Actinopteri; Carangiformes; Carangidae
Gene: ccdc24
Product: coiled-coil domain containing 24
Exons: 8
Coding region: 1-912 (303 amino acids)
Source: RefSeq, a predicted model, not a curated record
AUGCAGUCUCCCGAUGAAAGCCAGCUCUGGUGCCUUGGCCCAUCCCUGUGGAGCCUGAUUGCUGAACAUGUUCCUGGUUCAGAGCUGCCAAAGAUCCAUACAGCACUGGGCCACUCCCUGGUUGGCAUGUACACAGAGGUGCACUCUGAGGCGGAGAUGUGGCACAAGAUGUGGCAGGAGAGCCAGCGAGGAGGAAACCAUGGCAGCAGUGCAAUGACCUCAGUCCCACGUCAACAGGCCCCCCCUCUGGCUGACCCCCCUGCAGUCAAAGAGCUCCUGAGAGCUGAGGUCAAGAUGUUGCUACAGACUCUUAGAGAGAGAGCCAGCAGGGGGGGAAGAGAUGGUGAGGAGCUCCUGUUUCGUUACAAACCUGAGACUGUGAACUAUGCCCUCGGUCACCUUGACAGCUGUUACAGUAACUGUACCAACCUUGGAGAUACUGAUUAUGGAAACAGACCAAGCUCUCGUUGUUCAGUCAAGUCCCACGCUGAAGACGAAGUUGAGGCAGUAAGAGACAAGCUGAAUGUCACUGACAUUGACCAAGUGGUGGACCGCCUCAAGUCUGUCCUAAUGGAGGAAUCUGAAGUGCUGAACAGACUGGUAAAGCAUUUCAAGAAAAAUAUUAAACAAAAGUGCAGGACUCGAUGUGAAUUUGAUAAAUCAGAGCCUACACUUGCAGAGUUGAGAGAGCUAAGAGGAGCUAUACAAAUGGACUUGGAGCUUUACCCCUCUUCAUUUGCCGCUUCACCCCCAGCCUCGCCUCCUCUCCCUGUGAAGGAAUUGAAAAACAGGUUCAGCAACAAGACAGCGAGAACAGUAACUGAGCAAUCCCUGGUGAUUGGAGGCUUCAGGGUUCAGCAGGCUCUGAUUGGAGGCUUCAGGGUGCAGCAGAUGAAACCUGAGAAGCUGUGA